ACAGAACACUUAUUAUCAGAGUAAAUUUUCUGUAUGAUCUUUCGUUUUUUACCGAAAAUUUAUUAAUACAAUGGCAUAUUUAACACAACCAGAUUACGUUAAAUAUGUAUGUUCCUGUGGACAACUCAAGCCUAUUACAAAUCUUUAUUUUUGUCGCCACUGUUUGAAGAUACGCUGCGGUUUCUGCAUUUGUCAUGAGGUUGAUUCUCAUUACUGUGCUAAUUGCCUUGAAAAUAUGCCUUCAUCAGAGGCUAGACUCAAAAAAAAUAGAUGUAGCAGCUGUUUUGACUGUCCAAGUUGCUUCCACACUCUUUCCACUAGAGCCACCUUAGCUCAGCCACGGCAGCCUGUGCCAGAUGCAGCUGGAGAUACGAAAGUGGAAAACAAACAACCAAAGAAAAUGUACUAUUUAUCAUGCUUCAACUGCAGGUGGACUUCAAGGGAUGUUGGGAUACCAGAUCAACCAGUAGCUUCUGGAGGUUGGCCAGAAAGAACAAAUCCGUUCACCACACGGUUCAAUCAAUUGCUUGAUUACUACAAAGCUAUAGCACAACAGGAGAAACAAGAAAAGUUGGAAAGGGAAAGGAAGAAAUUUGCUAUUAGAGGAAAAUAUAUUACACUCACAGAUAAAACUGGCCUGACUGGAGCUAUGGCCCGCAACAUUGCAGGGCUACCGUCCAGUGAGAGCGGUUCAUCUGCUGCCAUAGCUAACUUCACACCCAGUCAAGCAUCCGCUGAGGUGGAGGAGCUACCUGAGGACAUUUUCACUAAAGAUGUGAACCUAAAACUGACGACGAGUAUGGCACAGCGGUUAGCUUCUCCGGCGUGGCAGCCAACAAGCGUGUCUCGUCUGCAUCCGCUCGCUAAACUGUUGAGUGUGAAGCGCAGCCAGAGGUGCAGAGCCUGUGACCAUAACCUCACCAAGCCGGAGUACAAUCCUGGCUCUAUCAAGUUUAAGAUAGAACUACUGGCCUACUACCACGUCCCCGAAGUGAAGAUCAUAUCGUACGAGACUGUGAAACCAGGCACCAAGUCGGCACUGUUGCUCAAACUGACAAAUCCCACAGGGCACGAGAUGACUCUACAGUUGUUACGACCCGAAGACUUGCCACCUGAUGACAAAGAGGAACCUAAGAGCAUUGAGAAAUCCCUAGAGAAAUCACUCAAUUUGGAUAAGGAGCCGUCCUAUUAUAAGGCGAUAGAGCGCCGCCCGGUGCUGAGCGACGCGUGCCGCGUGGCCGCGCCCGCCGCGCUACUGACGCUCGCGCAGCGCGACGACGCCGCCGAGUACGACGACGACGCGCACCAGGACACCGGGGGAAUCGUCCUCUGGAGGAAGUCUAAUAAGCUGGCUCUCCGGUUAGAAGUGGAAACGUCUGAGACAGCAUCGCCCGGUUCGCCGGCGAGCGCUACUCUGGCGCUGCAGUACUCGUACCGCAACACUGUACCGCCCGCAGCCAACGCGCAGCCACACCGCGUGCACACGCUGUACGCUGUCAUCACAUUGCAACUGGGACUAGUCGCCGGAUAAAACUACAACAACCGACUGGCCAAACAUGGACAUCAACAAAAAAAUAUUCUAAUUUACAUAAUAUCAACAAGGAUAUUAAUGAUCUCUCUCUAACAGAACCAACUGCUUUUUGUGCUUUAACCUUAUGUUGUCUUCUUGUAGUCUAGACAAGAUGGGAUAACAUUACAGGUCUAUCAUAAGAUCAUAACAUUAAUAAUUAAGAAUAAUUAUUUAAUUAUCAUCUUGUUUUUAAUACUCAUGGUGGCUGGGUACGAAAUCAAUAUUUAUCUCAAAUAAAAUUAAUACUUUAUUUUAACAAAAUUUCUUCCAAGAUUCUGAAAUUAGGGUAGGGUUGACAUGACUGUAUGUCAAUCUGUCAUUCAGCUCUUUAGUUGUAAAUAUAUUCAGGGUUUCAUUGAAAACUAUAACAAAAUAGCCUCAGAUUGUAUGUAUAUUAUUUUAAAAACAUUUCCCCUCUAGUCGUGAAAAAUUCUUUAAUGAGAGCUCUAUUACUGUUAAAUAUUGAAUGUUUAACUCAAUAUAUCGAAUAUAUCUGCAGUUGUAUAUAAAUAAAAUACAUAUAAGAGAAUGUAUGAGAUGAAAAUGUGCCUAAUGUAGCUAUCACAUGAAUUUUAUUCAUGGAAUUCCAUUUGCGUUGUGAAUGUGUGGUAUGUUUUUGUUAUUUAUUUUUGUACCCAAGUUUAUUUUUUAAUAAAUUUUUAGUAUUUAAGUGCUAAUGAAGUAAUAUAUGUAACAGGCAACUCAGUACAUAUAUAUUUAAUGUAACACAAAGUAAACAUUUGCACAUUUUGUAUUGCGAUUUUGCAACAAGUAUUUUAUUGCUAUCAAAUUUAUGGCAAAAUAUAAUAUAUUUCUGCUUAUAAUAUGUUUUCUUUAACCCUUACAUAGUCCAUAGAAAUUUAAUUUUACUAUGAAAUAUAUUUAGCACUAUUUACAAAUAUCAUAUAAUUAUUGCAAAAACAAUAUGAAACUACCAAAACAAUUCUUUUACUUUAUAUAAGUGGAAGACAUAAUUUUCUAAUUAUUCCUUUCAUGUGCAGUCUUUUAAAACCUGAGUCUUAGCUGAAUAUAUAACAUCAUUUAUACCAACUCCAUCAUAGCUAGAGCCAACAAGAGAAAUAGGUAGGUUUUUAUCUUUUAUAUACUGUCUUAUUUUGUCCACCCUCUCAUAGUGUCCAAUAACAUACUGAGGAAUGCAUCUAUGUAAAAUAUUCACAUUAUAUGCUGAAGGUUUCUCUGUGAUAUUUAAAAUUGAACUUAUUUCUUUAACAGCUAUGUCAUAUAAUGUGGUAACUUUAACAUCAUCUCCAAACUUCUCUUUGAACCAUCUCCCUCCAAGCAUGACAGUCAAAACAGUGCCAUUCUGAUCAGGAAUACAACAAGAGUCAAAUACCACUCCCAAUAUUGGAGAAUUUUCUAUUGGAGGCACCAGAAAACCAAAAGCUGGUGUUAUCAGUGACUUAUCUGUUGCAAAAUGCAAAUUGACAAUGCCAACUGUUACAAAUGGAAUAUCUCUUAAAUCUUGAGCUAAUUCAGGGUGCUGAUUGGAAACCAAAUUUGCAAGAGAAUAUGCAGGUAUUGAAGAAUAAACAUGGUUAACUUCAGUCCUUUCCCCAGCAAUAUCCUUUAACACUACUGUACCAGAGUCUACAAACUCUAUUUCUUCUAUUUUUGUAUUCAAUUUAAUGUUAACAUCAUUCUCUUUCAAAUAGUUAUGUAAUGUUAAAGGAAAUAUGUCCAAACCUCCUCUAAUAGUAUAUACAUUCCAUUUCUCUUCCUGUGAUUUUCUUGCCAGAUCACUAAGCUCCAAAUCUUCAUCCGAAUUAGGCUUAAAUAAUGACCUUAUCAUACCUUUAACGACACCCCCAUGGGUUUGCUCCCAUUCGAAAAGUGUUUUCAUAAGAAAUUUAACAGAUAUCUCUUUGGCAUCACCAGCACAUAUUCCACAGAUCAUUGGCGAAACUGCAUAGUCAGCUAUUUCUUUGCCGAACCGUCUUUCAACAAAAUUGUAAAUAGAAUCAUCCUGCAAAUGUUUGUUAGGUUGUUUUAUAUCAUUGAGCAAAGCGAAAAUAAGGGGUUUUGAAAAAGGUGUAAUUUUUCUAAACAUACUUUUCAAACUAGAUGGUAAUAAAUGCAGAUUAUUCUUUGCAUAAAUCAUACGAUUUUUCGCUGCCGGGUGAUCCGGUCUGAUGGGUACAAUGUGCUCACUCAGACCUAGGUCUUGGAUCAUGUUCAAGGUAUUUAAACCAACUAUACCUUUUGGUCUGAUAGUUCUCGGACCCUGUUCGAAUAUAUAAUCCUUGGUUUUAAUAGAUUUUAUCCAACCACCACAGAAAUUCGUUGCUUCCAAUAGAAACAGUUUGAGGUUGUUGUUGUUGAUAAUAUUGUUUUUCAGCAAAUAAUAACCUGUAGAUAGGCCGCCUAGGCCCCCGCCAAGAAUCGCAGCCAUGAUAAGAUAUAUGUUUUUUCAAAUUAAUGUCGUUAUUUGAUGAUAUGGUCACCAUUGAAUAAUUGAUUUAUUUCGGAAAACAACACAAGUCACAACCGUUUGUUUCCCUUUUUUAACAGUGACAGGUUGCUUUUUUUAUAUAAUAUGGCGCCACAGCUUGUGCAUUUUGCCUGUCAAAUAAAAAAACAGAUUGCUUCGUCUUCUUUUUUCUUCUUUUUUAUUAAUUUUUUUUAUUAAUCUGCGCAUUUCGCGCUAUGAGGAAGUAUUAAAAAAAACGAAAGCACUAAAAAAUCACCUCCACUAGAUGGCGACUCUAGCAAAAGUUUAUUUU
Diatraea saccharalis (sugarcane borer) is the source of this 4311-nucleotide messenger RNA. Lineage: Eukaryota; Metazoa; Arthropoda; Insecta; Lepidoptera; Crambidae. The record is from the annotation of a GenBank genome assembly.